GGGGGGACUAAACUAAAAUUUACAUAUAAUUUACAUGUAAAAAAUUAAAAUUAGGGGGGGCCAUCGCCCCCCUUUCCUACCACCUGGCUCCGCCCCUGACUACUGAAACUCUGUUUGAGUCUGGGUAGCAGAUAUAUCGUUAGUUGGAGAUGAUCUCUUGAUAUCUAAUGCAAAACGCAUUGAGAAAGCAGUACUAGGGUAUGUGUGUAAUGCUCUUCUUCUUAAGAUAAAAAUUCAAAAACAACCAAUUAGGCAGGACCUAGAAGCUACUCUUUGUUGUGAUGUACACUGUAAGGAUGUAGGAAGAAGUGAAGAACCCAAUUCUCAGCUAACCAAUGAACAAACCACUGCGGCUGCAACGCUUUCCUUCAUUCAAACUUCAAUUUUGUGGUAAUGGCUACUAGACAGAAGCGCAACUAUGAACUUAUUGUUUUGUUAAAUUUAUAUAUAACCUUUGAUGCAAUUUCUUUUCCUCCUGUAAGUUUGUGACUUAAAAAAAAUAUUUAUUAAAAGGAGAUUGGAACAUGAAAUUAAGAAAGAAAAUAAAGCUCAAACAGAUUGACCUUUGUUGUUUUUUUUUUUUCUUUUCUUUAUUCUCCAUUUCUUUUCGACACUCCGUCAGAGUCGCUGCCUCCGGCCUUGUUGCUCUCCUUGCGCAUCGCUACUCCGUUCAACACUUCGUUGCCACCUACCCGCAUCGCUGCCGCCAGCAACUCUGCGACACGCUUUCCUCUCCGCCGUGGUUGUUGCCUUCCCUUGUCCCUGGCAUGGAUCCGGAAGCUUCACGAACUGCACGAGAAUCUCUUGAUCUGGCAUUUCAAAUGUCGAAUAUACUCGACACUGGCCUUGACCGUCACACGCUCUCUGUUCUUAUUGCUCUCUGUGAUCUUGGGGUUAACCCAGAAUCACUUGCUGCUCUUGUUAAGGAAUUGAGGAAUGAAAAGCCUUCCUUGUCUUCUGCAACAGCGCCGUCUUCUUCGUCCUUUUCUUUUGAUGUCAUUCUUUUCUUGCUCAGGUAUAUAGAUGAUUGAAGACAAAAGGCUGAGUCAUGAGUUACAGAAAUUUAUUGGUUGGGAUUUCUGCUGGAGGCCAUUGAAAAGUUCAUGAGGUGAUGGUUUUGAACGGUGGAGAUUUUGCAUCAACAAUUAUGAGUUGGAAACACUCACAUUGGAUUGAUGGAUUGGACUCAGUCAUGUAAUUUCCAAUUUAAUUAUAUCAAUGCUGUUUAAUUAGUUUACUGUUAAUUGUGUUGAAUUGAUAACAUUAUUUUGUAUUUGCACGUCAAGUGUAAUAUACCCCAGGCACACGGAAAAAAAGAAAAUGUCGUCUAUGUUUCAUCACAUUAAAUUGCUGCUGCCUUGUGCAUUAUCCUUGUAUCGAAUUGUUCUGAUAAGAUUAUAAGAAAAGUAAUAAAUAGUAACUGUCGGUUAGACAGUUGUAAAUUCCAAAAA
Molecule: messenger RNA, 1451 nt
Organism: Arachis ipaensis
Lineage: Eukaryota; Viridiplantae; Streptophyta; Magnoliopsida; Fabales; Fabaceae
Product: mitotic-spindle organizing protein 1A-like
Biological process (GO): microtubule nucleation by interphase microtubule organizing center; gamma-tubulin complex localization; mitotic spindle assembly
Cellular component (GO): interphase microtubule organizing center; spindle; gamma-tubulin ring complex
Source: RefSeq, a predicted model, not a curated record